Molecule: messenger RNA, 1173 nt
Organism: Parastagonospora nodorum SN15
Lineage: Eukaryota; Fungi; Ascomycota; Dothideomycetes; Pleosporales; Phaeosphaeriaceae
Exons: 3
Coding region: 1-1173 (390 amino acids)
Molecular function (GO): protein binding
Source: RefSeq, a predicted model, not a curated record
AUGUUGGACCAACCUGCGCAGCUCAUUUCCCUCCCAAAAGGCCCUCGACACCCCAACACACCGGAAACCCGCCUCGUCCCGCGCUCUGUCUGCCGUCUGCUGUCUGCCGCCGCCGCCAACGCCUGUCGCACUCUCUUCUAUCCACGCGAGAACUGCUGGCUGCUGGCUGUUGCACUGCUGCUGCCACCCUCCGCCCAGACAGACGUGCCCGACCGCAUACAGCCGCCCCCAAGCCCCAUCAUCGUCGCUGGCCCAGACCUUGACACGUCAGUGCCCCGUCGUGGUUGCCGAGUGAGUGCUAACAACGCGCAGCUUGCCUGGAUAAUCGCCUUCGUCAGCUCCAUAAUAUCGGCCACCCAGGGCAGCGAUGCCCGGUUCCCCAACUAUGCCUGGUGGACCAUUGUCUUCAUGUUCUUCUGCAUCAUUGGUGUGACGGUGACGGUCGCCUCCGAGGCUGAGAGGACCUACCAUGUCGCGAUUGUCGGCUUCCUCGGCGCUGGACUCGUCUUCACCACCUCAUCCGUUAACUCCCUCGUUUACUCGCCCAUUGCAUCAUUCGAGGCUGCCGCUGCUGGCUUCAUUCUCCUGUCCAUGAUUGCCGUAAGUGCUGCAUGCGCCUUGUCCCGCACCACCACUAACACCCCCCAGAUUGUAUGGAUCUUCUACUACGGCUCGCAGCCCCAGGCCAGCCACCGCGCCUUUGUCGACUCGUAUGCCCUCCACAAGGAGCACCCGGGCUCGCGCGCGUCACGUCCCAUCUCCAACGGCUACAUGAACCGCCCCGAGACCCAGGUCAACCAGCAAGCGCCUCAGAUGUACACAUCCGCCCAGCUCAACGGCUUCGAGACAUCUUCGCCCGUUUCCGGCUACCCCGGCGGCCCCGCAGGUGCCCAAGGCCGCAACUCGUCCGCGCCCCAGUUCGGUGGCAUGGGCAUGAGCAACACCGCAGCCCCCAACAACGACGAGCCGCAACAACAAGAAGCCUCGAUCGAGUACCCCUACCGUGCCAAGGCCAUCUACAGCUACGAGGCCAACCCCGACGAUGCCAACGAAAUCAGCUUCCAGAAGCACGACAUCCUCGAAGUCUCCGACGUCAGCGGGCGAUGGUGGCAGGCAAAGAAGCCGAAUGGCGAGACCGGUAUCGCGCCCAGCAAUUACCUCAUCUUGCUGUAA